This is a messenger RNA of Rhodofomes roseus, 702 nucleotides long. RefSeq lists its product as uncharacterized. The coding region runs from base 1 to 702 and encodes 233 amino acids. The record is from RefSeq and is a predicted model, not a curated record. The transcript is spliced from 2 exons. Lineage: Eukaryota; Fungi; Basidiomycota; Agaricomycetes; Polyporales; Fomitopsidaceae.
AUGGGAAGACGCGCGAAAUACGUUACCCUCGCAGAAAAGCGCGAAGCUAAACGACAUCAGCAAGGGAGGUAUAAAAACACAGAGGGUGGGAAGGCUAGGCGUCUCGUGCAGAGUCGUCUCCGGUAUGCGUCACGACAUGGACACCUCGACACCCCAUUUCCCAAGAAGAUCAAAGGCAUCGCUGCCACUAUUGUCGCGCAUGCACAGAAGCCAUUCGGCAUCGUCGUGUAUCCCGAGACGACCGACCCAGAUUGCCCAGAGCUCGGCCUCUACACGCAGCCGUACAAGCUUGCUAUCCCCCCGCAGUACUCCAUUCCUUACACGGAGUUUGACGAGAUAUUCACAGAUAUCGAUGGUGUCUUGGACGAUCUCAUGCGUAGUCUGAACACGCAGCAGUUGAGUUUGUUGGAGCUCAGUGGGCGCGAGCGACACGAACAAUUCAAUGCGAUUGGGGGCAAGGGUUUGGCCGAGAAGCUACGAGAGGAGAUAGCUUUACGAGUGGCGAGCUGGGAUAAUGGUGCACCAACGGAGAUAUCAACGCAGACUGCUGUUGCGCAGCUUGCGGGAGUUCAGUGGGCGGCCAGAAUAAUCUGCUGCCUUACCCUGGAGUUACAGCUGGUAGAGUCGAGCGCAGACGAUUACGAACAGGCUUUCAACAACACCUCCUUACAUUGGCAGCGUUUGUAUCAUAGUCGUACCUAG